Molecule: messenger RNA, 4572 nt
Organism: Kickxella alabastrina
Lineage: Eukaryota; Fungi; Kickxellomycota; Kickxellomycetes; Kickxellales; Kickxellaceae
Exons: 2
Coding region: 47-4525 (1492 amino acids)
Biological process (GO): lagging strand elongation; leading strand elongation; DNA replication
Cellular component (GO): alpha DNA polymerase:primase complex
Molecular function (GO): DNA-directed DNA polymerase activity; chromatin binding; single-stranded DNA binding
Source: RefSeq, a predicted model, not a curated record
CCCAAAAAAACUACACUUUUAAUAAUAUUAUAUCAUUACUGUUGCCAUGUCUUCACCAGCUGCGGCGCGUAGGCUGCGCACACGCUCGGAUAAGAGCAAGAUAGAAUGCAAAUUCGAUAAGUUGCGUCGUCUUCGCGCGACCGGCGAGUCAGCAAUUUCACUAAUGAAGGACGAAGACGACGACGACGACAUGUACAUGCGGGUGGACGAGGCUGAGUACCAGCGCCAGCUGAAGAGCGACACCACGGGGAUGCACGAUUUUAUCAUUGACGAUGACGGCGCCGGGUACGCGGACUCUGGCACCGAUGACAUUGGCGGCGAAACCACAACCUCCAUUCGCAAACAGACAAAACUUGCCGCCAAGAAAUCCGCUGCACCAAAGGCUACGCCAAGGGAGAAGCGCACCAUUAACACCAUGUUUAAAUCCGCCCACCUCAAGGCACCCAAGAAGACUGUGACGACGCAGGAUGACGACGCAUUCAUGUCGUCGCUUAUAGACGAGCUGGAGCCGCCACCGGUGACACCGACGAAGAGCGCCAAAAGGAGACUGGCCGAGCCCGUUGUUGCCAAGAAAAAGGGAAAGCCCGUGCCGCGUAUGGCAGCGGUGGCGAUCGGGCUCGUGGAUGUGUCAAAUCCUGUGCUGGAUCCCCUGGCGUCGUCGCCACCGCAGAAGCGGCAGCGGCCGGAAGAAGAUCCAUUCAUAAUGUCUACGGAGGAGGUGGCGGCGCAGGAGCCGGUGCUGGGUGUGUGCGCCACAGACGACGAGCUCGCCGCAUUGGAGCACAUCAACGUCGACGACCUCCUCGACAUGGACGGGCUCGAUGCUUUGGAUGCUACGCCUACGCCGCUCUACCAGGCACAGGAAUCCGAGCCCCAGGGCACAGACUGGCAGGACGUGCACAUGGAGGUUUCCGAGCAGCCGGCUUUAGCCAACACCUCGAUGCCGUCGCCGCCGCCACCCCCGGCCACCGGCGACGCCCAGUCUCUGCGCGUGUUCUGGAUAGACGCGUCCGAAACAAACAACUCGGUGUUCCUGUUUGGCAAGAUCCUGCACGACGGCCACUUCCAGAGCUGCUGCCUGCGCAUCACCAACUUGGAGCGCAAUGUCUUUCUGCUCCCACGCAUCAACCCGCAGACCAACGAGCGCCUUGCAGCCAGCGACGUGCACGCGGAGUUUGAGGCCAUGGCUAUCCGCCACGGAAUUCGCUCUUUUGGCUGCAAGCCCGUCAACCGCCGCUACGCUUUUGAAAUCCCUGGCGUGCCUGCCUCCACAGAGUACCUCAAGGUGGUCUACGCCUUUGAGCAGCCUGCGUUGCCCGCAGAUAUCAGCGGCAAGACCUUUGAGCGCGCCUUUGGUACGUCGUACUCAGCCCUGGAGCUGUUCAUGUUGAAGCGCCGUUUAAUGGGUCCCAGCUGGCUCAAUGUGAAGGAGGCUGUGCCCGUGGAGGAGCAUAAUCGGUUGUCGUGGUGCCGCUGGGAGUUUGAUGUUUCCGACCCCAAAAGCGUUGCAACCAUGGAUGACGAGAGCAUGAUCAGGGAGCAGCUACCCAGGACGCCGCCGCUGACCACCAUGACGCUGAGCCUGAAGACUGUGAUGAACCACCGUGCGAAUGCCAACGAAGUCGUGGCUAUCAGCGUGCUGAUCCACCGAGAUAUAUCCUUGGACGAUCCAACACCGGCUGCCAAGCGCGUCUCUGAGCAGCAGACCAUUGUGCGCCAGCUGGCCAACACCCCGCUGCCCGCUGAUUUCGAGCGCAUGCGCCUAGCGCAGGCCAAAAAGGGCCUGACCAUUGAGGUAGUCAGGACUGAGGGCGCCCUGCUCAACCUCUUUACCGCCCUGCUCCGCCGCGUCGACCCGGACAUAUUGGCAGCGCACAACUUUUACGGGUUCGAUCUCGACGUCCUCCUGCACAGGAUGCAAAGCCAGCGCACCGAGGGUUGGUCCAAGCUGGGGCGCCUGCGUCGCCGCGUCAUGCCCAAGCUCCAGUCAGGCGCCGGUGGCAUGGGCGAAAGCACCUACGGCGAACGCCAAGUUGUCGCCGGCCGCAUUGUCUGCGACACAUAUAUGGCUAGCAAGGAUCUGAUCAAGGCCAAGUCAUACGGUCUGUCCAACCUCACCAUGCAGGAACUGGGCAUUAGGCGUGAAGAGAUUCCCUUUGAGCGCAUCCCUGAGUACUUUACCGACGCCAAAACAAUGCUGCACUUUUUGCGCCAUGCUGCGUUCGAUGCCUUUUUGGCUGCCGCACUGAUGAUUCGCUUGCAAGCGCUGCCGCUGACCAGGCAGCUGACGAACUUGGCCGGCAAUCUGUGGUCGCGCACGCUGAUGGGCGCUCGCGCCGAACGCAACGAGUACCUUUUGCUGCACGAGUUUUAUCAGAAAAAGUUUAUCCGCCCCGACCGCUUCUUCGGCGGUGGCAAUGGCGGUGGCAAUGGCGGAAGCGCAAGUGGGCGCGCAGCGUCAGACGUGAAGGGCAGCGCGAUAGCGUUAAAGUCUGACUCGCUGAGGGCCGAGAUGGCUGAGGCCAUUGACCAGCUGGGCGACGAUGACUUGGACGACUCGGAAAUAGCCGCCGCAGAGACAGCGACAACGGCAGUGCCAGGAAAGAGCGGGCGCCGCAAGCCAGCAUACCUCGGCGGACUGGUCCUGGAACCCAAACGAGGCUUCUACGACCGCUUCGUGCUUCUUCUGGACUUCAACUCGCUGUACCCAUCGAUCAUCCAAGAAUUCAACAUCUGCUUCACCACCGUGCGCCGCCCCGUGGGCGACGAAACCCCCGAUACACCCUCUCCCGAGCUCCCACCAGGGAUCCUCCCACGCCUGCUUAAAACCCUGGUGGACCGCCGACGCCAAGUCAAAAAUCUGCUCAAGCAGCCUAAUAUUUCAGCUGAAGAGGCUGAGCAGCUGGACGUCAGACAACGCGCGCUCAAACUCACAGCAAACUCAAUGUACGGGUGCCUCGGCUUCACUCAUUCGCGGUUUUACGCCAAGCCCUUAGCCAUGCUAAUCACUCUGCGUGGGCGCGAGAUCCUCCAGGCCACGCGCGACCUGGCACUGAGCGACGGCCUUGAAGUUAUCUACGGCGAUACCGACUCCAUCAUGAUUGCCACGCGCACGGCGUCUCUCGCCGAUGUCUAUGAGAUGGGUGCACAGUUUAAGCGCCGCGUCAACGAACGCUACCGUCUUUUGGAACUUGACAUUGACGGUGUGUUUAAGCGUCUGCUUUUGCUGAAGAAGAAAAAGUACGCCGCACUGCAGAUUAUUGCGCCGGAAAAGCACCGCGACGGGCAGGAAUACAAUACCAAGUUGGAGUCCAAGGGACUGGACUUGGUGCGUCGCGACUGGUGCGAUCUCUCGCACGACGUCUCCGACUUUGCGCUCAAGCGACUGUUUGCCGACAAUCCGGUGGGCUCCGAGGCGACGGAGCAUGAUGAGGACGCGGUUAUUGCCACCAUACACGAGCAUCUGACCAUGGUGGGCCAGGCUGUGCGCGCCAACCGGGUGCCCCUGGACAAGUACACGGUGCACAAAGGGCUGACCAAGGCGCCUGAGAAUUAUCCCGAUAAGAAAAGUCUGCCGCACGUGCUUGUGGCCCUCAGGUUGCGCCAAAAGGGCAUCGCCGUGCGCGCUGGCGACACCAUCCCCUACAUCAUUUGCGACGCACAGUGCCCCGGCAUGAUGUCUACCGCCAGUGCCGCCAACCUCACCGAUCCUAAUGCUGCGCUGACAGGAUCCUACGCCGAGAGAGCACGGCAUCCGGACGAGAUCAAGGAGUCCGCUGGACAGCUGUACCCUGAUUUCCAAUGGUACCUCAAUCAACAAGUGCUGCCGCCCUGCGGCCGUCUGCUCGAGCCACUUUCGGGCACUGACAUGCCCACACUCGCGCAACAUCUCGGCCUCGACCCCACCAAAUACCGGUCCGCCAUCACCAGCACGACCUCCAACGACACUGACACGUUGCGCACAUUGGAUUCGCAAAUCCCCGAUACUGAGCGCUUCAAGUUUGCUCACUUGUUUACGCCCACGUGCCCGGGAUGCAAGACGCAAUAUGUGUUUGAGGGCGUGGCGCGUGCAAAAAAUGGCUCGCUCGAGUCGGGGCUUGCUUGCUCGCACUGCGGCCAUAUGCCCUCGCCACCAUUCUUGGUGUCGCAGCUUACUUUGCAGAUUCGCAGACAUAUCAGGGACUACUACUCGUUUGUCAUGGUAUGCGACGAGCCGUCGUGCUCGGCCAAAUCCAGGGUGCUCACUGUUGCUGGGUCGAGGUGCUUGGGAUCCCAGUGCUCUGGUAAGAUGCACGAGAUUUACUCGGACAAGAUGCUUUACCAUCAGCUGCAGUAUUUCUCGGCCCUGCUGAAUGUAGAUAGGUCAGCUGUGCGCUUGGAGACCACGUCUGCCGAUGUGCGCGCUCUGUGCGAGCGCCAUUACGAGUGCAUCAAGCGGCUCAACGCGGUGGUUGAGACCCAUCUCAUGGUCUCAGCCCGCAAGUUUGUCAACCUCUCGGCACUCUUCUCCUUCUGCCGUAUCUAGCAUAGUUGUCUUUAUAUUUGCCAAUUUCAAUAUAAUACAUGUUUGUC